AUGAAGAGGGAAGAGUUGGCGAAUUCAAAGAUUGCGGUAUGUUUGGUGGGAGGAGCGAGACAGUUCGAGCUAACCGGACCUUCGAUUAUAGAGAAGAUCCUCAAGGUUUAUCCUAAUGCGGAUUUGUUUAUUAAUAGUCCUCUCGAUCAAAACUCGUUCAAGCUUUGGUUGCUUAAGGACGCACCAAGGCUCGCAUGGAUUCGUAUCUUCGAACCUAAGCCGAUCGCCGAGACUGCACCCGUGGUUCGAGUCCUUACGCCUAUGCAUUCGCCAAAUGGCAUGCAGGUAUAUUAUUAUUUCAACUCUUUCUAA
Arabis nemorensis is the source of this 312-nucleotide messenger RNA. NCBI's taxonomy places the organism in Eukaryota, Viridiplantae, Streptophyta, Magnoliopsida, Brassicales, Brassicaceae. The record is from the annotation of a GenBank genome assembly.